Messenger RNA from Dentiscutata erythropus, 189 nucleotides. The record is from the annotation of a GenBank genome assembly. NCBI's taxonomy places the organism in Eukaryota, Fungi, Glomeromycota, Glomeromycetes, Diversisporales, Gigasporaceae.
GGCGAGUCAAAGAAUCUGCAAUGUGUACAAUUGCAUUUGUCAUUAGAAGUUUCUUUAUUUCCAAGUCUAACUAUAUUUUUUGCUUUUGGGUCAAUGGGUAUUCUGGUGGAUCGGGUUCUUUUAUUAAAGCUAAGAGCCCCUUCGGAUAUAAUGGAAUUUUGUUCUUUAACCAAUUUAGGAUUAGAUCAG